Messenger RNA from Drosophila rhopaloa, 2710 nucleotides. Its product is annotated as early endosome antigen 1. The transcript has 4 exons. The coding region runs from base 147 to 2645 and encodes 832 amino acids. The record is from RefSeq and is a predicted model, not a curated record. NCBI's taxonomy places the organism in Eukaryota, Metazoa, Arthropoda, Insecta, Diptera, Drosophilidae.
GCUAUCAGCUGUUCGACCACAAAGUUUUCUGCAGGUUUUGUUUAUUUCUAUUAAAAUGUAGUUUUGUCGAUAAUUAUUGGGCAUUACUUACAAGUAACUCAAAAUUAAAUCGUCGCUAAGUGUGCUGCAACAUAAAUUGCUUGACAAUGGAAUCAGACUGCGAGGGCGCUGCAGCGUUGGCAGAUGACUCCGGGCACUUUAGCUUCACCAGCGAUGAGGGAGGAGGAAAGGAAAAGGAGCAGUCGAUGUUUCUGGUGCGUCGGGAACUCCUUCGGUCGCGCAGCGAAGUGGAAAGACUACUCAAAUCAGAACAGUGGUACAAGCAGGAGCUCAAAUCGCAGAAGCACAGCAGACUGGAGACCCUCGAACGCUUGUACGCCCAGGAGCGAAAAUAUCUGAUGGAGAACCAAAGGCUGCAGCAGGAAUCGAUGCGCCUACACACAAGGUGUGCAACUCUGGAGAAACAGCAGGAGCAGGGAUCCCCAAGAUCCGCCAGCGCAUCUUCAUUUAAGAGAGAUUCGGAAUCCCCCGACUCCUCCUUUGAGACAAAACAACAGGAGGCCCGGCUCCGGGAUCAGCGUCAGUUGAUAGACGUCCUCCGUAAGCAGAAAAAGAUGCUUCUGGAUGACAUCCGGAUACUCAGCCUGGAGCACGACGAAAAGCUGUCGCAGCUUCAGGAAACUUUGGCCGGCAUGGAGCUAGAGAGCAAGCAUGUGACGGGAAAAUGCAAGCAACUACUCGACCUAAAGAGCCAAAUGGAGCACCAGUUAGAACUGAAGAGCACUGCCCUGCGCAGUGUCACCGCCGAGCGGGAGCAACUCCGCCAUGUCAUCGCCGAGCUGAACGAGACUCUGCAAACCCAGGAGCAACUGCUGGCCUUAAAAGAACAGGAGUUCAUCGAUUUAAAACAGUACUACCAACAAAAGUUGACCCGGGAAAGCAGUUUGGAACUCAUGCACUCAUAUAGUCUUAAGUUCCACAAAGAGAUUAACAGCAAGACGAGCGAGAUUGCCAGCCUUAAAAAUUCCCUCAACGAACUUCAGACGGAGUUGAUGAUGAUGUCCCAGUUGAAGGAGCAAAGCGAGGAGCAACAGCGGCAGCUAGAGCAGUUGGAGUUCACAUUGCAGGCUCAACUUUUGGAGGAGGAACAGCUCCGACAAAGCGAUGCUCUCAAACUGGAGCAGGUGGAGAAUUUAACCAUUUCUUUGACUACCUUGCAACUUGAAAAGGAAAGCCUGAAGGAAAAUUUGAAAGAGGCGCAAAACACUCUGAAAAAGCUUGAGCAGAAAGUGCACAGCCUCCACGGUCAGUAUGCCGAGAUGGUUUUUAAGUGCGAAGAGACCAAGCUGCAAUUGGAAAUGGAAAAAGUCGAAAUUGGCAAGUUUAAGCAGAAAAGUUCCCUCAAGGAAGGUGAGUUGGUUGAGAAACUCCAAGAGUAUGCAGGUCAGUGUAAUGAGCUUAGGAGAGCGUUGGCCAAGGCGGAGUCCCGAAUGGAUGUCCAAACCAAGAAUGCAGACAUCUGGCAAGAGCAGUUAAAAACAAUUGAAAGAUCCAGACAGCAAGAGACAAAGCAGAGCCAAACUACUCAAACCGACCUUGAGGAUCCUAUUCUAAUCCAUCGCAUCGAGACUUUGGAAGUGCAACUGGCGGAUGUCAAGACCCAGAAAAUGCAAACAGUUUCGCUGCUCCAAAAACUGUUACAGCAGCAAGAUGCCAAAAUAAAGAGCACAAAUGAAAUGGAAGCAGACUGGGUACAACUUGUAGAUGCCCUGCAAGCUACCCAGCAAUUUGAGCAGAAAAUGCGUGCAGAGCUUCAACAUAAAACAAUUGAAUUAGAACAACUAAAUCAACUUUUUGCUGGCCAAAAUGAAGAACUACAGAAGCUACAGAAAUUGAGCCUGGCAAAGGACGAGGAGAAUCGGCUGGAGUUACAGCAGCUCAAGGAAACAUUCCAAAAGAAUCUGGAGAUUCACUCCGCUGAUUCGAUAAACUUACACAGGCUACAAGACCAGGUUAAAUCUUUGCUCGCGGAGCGACAGGAAACUACGCCAGAAGAACGCAAGGCGGUAGAGUGCUUGCGAUCUCUGGGUCAAUUUCUCGAAAUGGAAAUGGGGAGGAGGCUGCCAGAAAUAAAGAGUUGGACACAGUUGGCCAAACUUUUGCGAAAAGAACUAAGAAACGGGAGAGUAAACAACCGAAAGGCUGAGGAGUUACCUGGACUUAAAAUAAAGCUGGCGCAGGUCAACGGAAGGCAUGAACAAGCGUUGACCAAAAUAAAGUAUCUGGAGCAAACAUUAGCAGCGGAGCGAGCGCGCUUUGAGGCCUCGGAUUCGGGCAAAUCGACGGCCAGCACCACACCCCAGGAACCCGCCCAUGAGGUAGCAAAUCUGAUGGAUGAUUAUAAGAAGCUCGUUCAACAAACAGCCAAUGAGACGUGUCGCCCCCGCAAUAGCUUCAUUCUAGACCUCAUUGAGCGGAGUCAGCAAUGUCAACCGAAUUUGUGCCAACUAAGUGAGGACGUUAUGGCCUGCCGCUCGGAUAUGGAAGAGCUAAGCAGGCUGCUCGUCGCUGAUCGGAAUCAACGGAAAGUGGAAGUCAUUCCCUCGCUUAUGGAGGAACUUCGAGCAGUGGCAGAGCACUCUUAGGCUCCCUAGUGUAAUUUCAUAACUAAUUUUUCAUGAAGUACUUAAUUUGUUAGUCUCGAAUUUUG